CGGCGGCUCCGGCGCUCCCCAGGCGCGGCCCCGCGGGGCUCUGAGCUGAUGAUGGAAGAGGUGCACAAGGGCAGCAGCAGCAGCUCUGUUCCGUCCCAGCCCUCAGCUGUACAAGGUACAACCCUCCAGGCAGCUCAGCUCUCUCAUAUUGCUCAACAGAUGUCUCUCAGAGGUUCUGCUCCCCUCACAGUGGUUCAGCUUCCUGGAGAGCAAGUCCAGGUCCAGGGAGUCAUCCAGACAGCUCAGUCCUCCUCUGUCAUCCACUCCCCUCAGGUGCAAACCGUGCAGGUUUCUUCCUUGUCUGAGAGUGAGGAUUCUCAGGACUCCUCAGACAGCAUCGGCUCCUCGCAGAAGGCUCGAGGCAUCUUGGCUCGUCGUCCAUCCUACCGAAAAAUUUUGAAAGAUCUUUCUUCUGAAGAUGCACAGGAUAGAAAAGGAGAUGAGGAAAGCCCUGGGGUCUCCACUGUCACCUCCAUGUCCGUUCCCACACCCAUCUACCAGACAAGCACUGGACAGUACAUCGCCAUCGCGGCCAACGGGCUGCAGCUGGCAGGGCCGGGGGCAGACGGGGUGCAGGGGCUGCAGACUCUGACCAUGGCCAACGCCGGCGCCUCCCAGCCCGGGACCACCAUCCUGCAGUACGCCCAGACCUCGGACGGGCAGCAGAUCCUGGUGCCCAGCAACCAGGUGGUGGUGCAGACUGCCUCUGGGGACAUGCAGACCUACCAGAUCCGCACCACGCCCACCACCUCCUCCCUGCCCCAGACCGUGGUGAUGACCUCCCCUGUCACUCUGACGUCCCAGAGCAGCAAGACAGACGACCCACAGCUGAAACGAGAGAUCAGGCUGAUGAAGAACAGAGAAGCUGCCCGGGAGUGCCGUAGGAAGAAGAAGGAGUAUGUGAAAUGUUUGGAAAAUCGAGUGGCAGUCCUGGAAAAUCAGAACAAAACUCUAAUUGAAGAGCUAAAAACUUUGAAAGAUCUUUACUGUCAUAAAAGUGUAUUUCACAGCUCAAAGACUAUAGAUUUUCUUUACAACAUGUUGGUGACAAAGUACAAAGACGAAACAAGAAAACCUCACCAAAAUUCCUGCUGGCACAACUGGAAACUGCUAAAUUCAAGAUUGCAGCUACAGCAGAAGGACAGUCACGUGUGGCGAGGCAGGUGAUGAGAGUUUCUUUGAAAAUUCCUAUGAAUGCCUCUAAAAAGGGAGGCAAAAUUUGGUUACAAAAAAAAAACCAUAAAUGAAACAGAAUCCUUGCCAUAGCUGACAUUAUUAGUAACAUUUAUAACCAGUGUAUGUUUUGUUUUCUUACUCUUUUUCAAGCCUUUUUCCUUCAGUUAUUUGUCUGUAAAUAUUUUUAUUUUAACCUGUAAGGUGAUAUUUACAGGUGCAGGUGAGAAAAAAGCUGAUACUUUGCUCGAGGUAUAAAUUAUGUUUUUACUCUUUUCUCAGAUGACAAUUUAAAAAAUUGGGAUGAUUUUUUUUUUCCAUGUUUGCUGUGUUUAUCGCAUUGGGAAAGGAUCAGAAGGGGGCAAGAGGCCUGGUCCUGGAAAUGUCAGAGGCACAGAAAAUCGUGUUGAUUUUCUUAGAGAAUUCAACACAUCAGUGAUUUUAAAGCACAGUGUGAGGGACAAGGACUGGUGACAAAAGUUCUGAAGAAUUUCUGAGAUUAAACUUCUGAAAGUUUUUCGUUCUGCAAGAGUUUGUUCUUAGUUCUGGGCAUGAGAAACAUCGAUUUUUGAAAAUUAAAUUGAGCAUAUCUACAAUUAAACACUCAGUGCUUGUCCUGGCUGGGGAUUCUCCUGGGCUUUGGAACAUGAAACCAAAUAGAAGAAAAAUGAUGUAGUAAAAAAUGGAUGAUCUAUACCAAAGGGUUAUGAGGUUCUAAUCUCUGGUUUAUUGCUGGAAGUAGUGCAAAAUUACAAUUUCCAGCCUCACUUUGUAAGGUAGGAGCUCUUUUGUAAAGUAAUGGUAUCUUUGUAAGCAAAUUCUAUAUUGCAAACAGGGAGAUGGUUGGUAUAUUUUGUAGCUAAAUUGUGAUCUUUACAAAACCUGAAAUUGAGUUUCUAUACGUAUUUUGACAGUUUAUAUCUUUCAUUUUAGUAACCAAAUGAAAUAUUUUGUGAACCAGA
Molecule: messenger RNA, 2135 nt
Organism: Lonchura striata (white-rumped munia)
Lineage: Eukaryota; Metazoa; Chordata; Aves; Passeriformes; Estrildidae
Source: RefSeq, a predicted model, not a curated record